AUGGUGCGCGAACAGUGCGAUGAAGAGUUUGGUCCAAAAACAAUGACGAAAAAGACCAUUCAGGCCUCGUGUCGCAAGAACAAGCUAUAUCUCACACCGCAUCUCAACGAUGUCCUAUAUUUGCACUAUUCAGGAUACAACGCCAUCGCUGGAUUGGAAGAGUACGUCGGGUUAAAGUGCCUUUGGCUCGAAUGUAAUGCCAUUUCGGGUAUAUCCGGUUUGGAGCAUCAGACCCAACUGCGUUGUCUGUAUCUGCACAACAACCUUAUCAAGAAAAUCGAAAACUUGGAAAACUGCAAACAGCUGGACACACUAAACCUUUCCCAUAAUCACAUCGCAAAGAUAGAAAACUGUGGAAGUGAUGUUUUACCCGUGCUCAACACGCUAAACAUAUCGCACAACUAUCUAAAGUCGAUUGAAAGCAUUGCUGAGCUGAGAAAUUGUGAUUUCGUGUCGGUUUUGGACAUUUCCCACAACCGCUUAGACGACAUUGCGAUUGUGAAGGUUUUGAGUGACAUGAAAGGAUUGCGCGUGUUAACUAUGGUGGGUAAUCCGGUGAUUAACGAUAUCCCUUCCUAUCGUAAAACACUUAUUUUGGAAUGCAAAUCUUUGACGUAUUUGGACUCUCGACCAGUCUUUGAUAAGGAUCGGGCCUGUGCGGAAGCUUGGAAACGCGGUGGAUACGAAGCGGAACGUAAGGAGCACUUGCGUUGGGUAAAGGAAGAACAACGCAAGAUGCGCCGAAGCAUCAAUGCAACGCUUCGUUUACGUCACCGAGGAGAUGGAGAGCCGGAAUUGCUUAAAACAAGUAGUGAUGAAGAAGAAGUACGUGAAAUGGAAGAUUCUAUUACUGAAAAAGAUGAACUUCUGGAAAUGGACUACCAAUCGAAUGAAGUAGCAUGGAAGGAGAUGGAAGAUCUGUUUAAUCAACACACGAGUGCCCUUAAACCAUCUGUUCCGACAUGUUUCCCCGUUCAGCCGAGAUCACCAUGUCGUGCUAUGGAAAAUUCAUCUGGAAGAGUAACUGUUGAUCAGUGUAAGGAGGAUAAUGCAAAGAAAGCACUCAUCGAAGAGAUAACUACCGACGAAUACACAGAUAUAACUUCAAAGAAGGAUGACUCCGAGAAACACACUGAAAAGCUGGAAAAUAACUCAACAUUCUUAAAGGAAGGAACAGAAGAUGAUAUAUGUUACAUGAAAGAGAACCAAUCUGCUGAACAAGAUGACUUAGAGAAGGAUCAUAAGCUCGUCGAACAAAUUGAGGCAACCCAAAACGAUUUUCAGGAAAAUUCUAUAUGUGAGAGUUCUGCAAUAGAAACCGAUCCAACUCAUUCUAUAGAGUCUACCAAGAGCUCUGAAACGAACCGCAAAACAGAAGCUCGAAUUGCAUCAGCUGAGCAAGAUGAUACACUUAACGUCAUCAUCGAGUCAAAGGAAAUCUCUAUAACGAUGCAACCAUCUUGCAGCAGUAUGAGUGAGUGCCCGCCUACAACCCAAGAUGAUUGUGUUCAAGGUUUUGAACGUAAAUCCUCCACCACGUCUAUUGACUCUGUCAUUAAUCAUGAAACUAAACGCCGUGAUGGUGAGAAGGAUGAUGAGCGUAAAUUAUCCACCACCUCCGCGGACUAUAUCACUGGAUCUGAUACCAACUCUGAUCCUACACUCGUCACGGACUGUGAUAGCUGUGUGCGUAACAGUCGUGGCAGCAGUCGGGGCUGCUCUUCCCGUACGGACACGUCCGACAGUGAGGAUAUGUUUGACAAGAUAGUACCGAAGAAGCAUCGCAAGCUAGCCUGUGCCAUCCGGUCGGUGAGCAGCAGUGACAGUAGCAGUGAACUGGAUGAACCUGGUGGCAGUAUGCUGGAUAGUAAGCUCGAUCACCAAAACACGAUCACGGAGUUUAUCGAUGAGUAUAAACGGUUUUUCCACUCGGUGGAUCUGCGCGAUCCGAAAUGUGUUCUUAAAAAUCGUCACAAAAUUGUGCGUCCACAGACGGCAAAGACACAGCGCACGGAGCCCAUUGUCUACGAAGGUGUACUGAAAACGAUGGAGCAAACUUCCAACUACGCAAAGAUAGAGCAAGUGCGCCAGGAGCGCGAACAGGGCGAUCGCAGCCUGUCUAAGGACGCUGUUCUGGAACGUCUGAUGAAAGGGCAUGAUGCUGUGGAUAUGAAUAUCGAGAAUCAGAUGAUAUCCAUCGGCGGUAAGGCACACAACUUCAACGAGUACCGUCUAGAGGUGUUCCGGCAGGAUCAGGAAAAGCUUCAAAACCUUAUCGACCGUGUGACGGCACAGAAGGAUAAGUACAAUGCGCACAUCGAUAGCAUUCACGACCAGCUUGCAAACAUCAUGAAUGACUAUGGACAGAUCAGCGUGAAGCUGCGAAUGGUAAACGAUAUGAUACAGAACAUUGGUGAGGAGGUAGGCCAAGAGGAGCACGAGGACGUUCUAUCGGGUUCUAUCGAAGAAAUACGUGCAAAAGGCGAUUCGGAGGAAAUUGUUGAAAAUAUAACCAAAGAACAGGAAGAGAAGGUGGCUGAAGUUGGUAUGAAACUGUGUGACACUGCUUCAGGUGAACCUGUGGAGGAGUUGACCUCAGAUGAAUCCGUUCCAGAUCUGUGUGACUUUAAGAAGCGUGUAGCCGCACAGAUUGAAGUUGGUUUAGCGGAUCCAACCAAUUCUAACGCACGCAAACCCAUCUCAAAAGAGUUCGGUUCCGAUCCGGUUUAUCGUAAAUUUAUUGACAUCCAGUACGAGAUUGAUAAGCUGACCGAAGAUCAGAUAUUCGAUGCCCUCUCGGAAGCCGCCCGAGAGUUACAGGAGGAAGAAGAACUCGAAGCAAAGCUGCUGCACGAUGCUGUGGACGAAUACUGGAACCCAGCUACCGAUCUAGAUGACUUCCGACGCAAUCUCAAUCUGGAUGCGCAUCCGAUCAUACAGCGCUUUAAGCGCUUCAUCGAAUGUCAAGGCACCGAUACGGAUGAUACCGAUUCGGAGGCACACGUACGAAGGCUCGAGAGUGCGUACCACAAAUACGAACGUCGCCUUUCUAACCACCUGUUUGACGAGUAUCUGAUUUUGAGUCGUAAGGCAAGUAUUGCGACUACCACGGGCGGUGAAUCGAGCGCAACGGAGUUGGAAUUGAUAGAAAUAGAGGGUGGCCAUGUUUUACGAGCGUCCACCAGUAGACGUGCAACGGCAUGGGAUUUAAAGGACUCGCUGGAACAUCCGGUUGUGGAGGUAGAGGAAGAACCAAAUGAUGAGAUCUCUUCUGAAGGUGAUAAAGAACCGAAACUGGAAGAGUUGGAAGAUGAAGAAUCUAAACCAGAAGAACAGAACGCACAACAGAGCACGAAUGUGGCCAUGCAGGACCCGUCUUCAGAUGUUUUGGAGUAUCAAUAGAUGCUAGUUGUGACACCAUUAUAGCAAGCAUAGAGAGAUAUCUCUCGUUAGCAGCACACAAAUUAUAUACGUAGUGAACGUGUUGUUAUCA
This is a messenger RNA of Anopheles moucheti, 3493 nucleotides long. It is a transcript of the gene dtr, whose product is annotated as dynein axonemal assembly factor 1 homolog. Gene Ontology annotation, molecular function: protein binding. Bases 1 to 3402 code for a protein of 1133 amino acids. The record is from RefSeq and is a predicted model, not a curated record. NCBI's taxonomy places the organism in Eukaryota, Metazoa, Arthropoda, Insecta, Diptera, Culicidae. The transcript has 10 exons.